Messenger RNA from Lentinula edodes (shiitake mushroom), 879 nucleotides. RefSeq lists its product as uncharacterized. Bases 1 to 879 code for a protein of 292 amino acids. Lineage: Eukaryota; Fungi; Basidiomycota; Agaricomycetes; Agaricales; Omphalotaceae. The transcript is spliced from 7 exons. The record is from RefSeq and is a predicted model, not a curated record.
AUGCCAAUGUAUGGACGAUCCCAAUAUGACAUGGCCCGUACCCCAAGUCCUACUCCUAGUGAGGAGAGGGCUAUGAACUCAAGUGGGGGGUUGGUAGAUCUAAGCUCUUUCAAGUCAAAGGAUUUCUGGCUCUCACCAAGGGGCAUUUUUACCGCAAUCGGUCUCCUGGUCAUUGGGGCCCUAGUUAUAUGCUUUGCGAUAUUACACAAGCAAAUCAUUAUUGGUCUUGAGCCUGCAACGAAUUGGGCGAAACGUCAAACUGCGGGUUGGCUCAUUCCAGUAGGGAUUCUCGUUGUUCUGUCCUUCCCGCCGUUAUUUGGACACGAGAUCAUAGGUCUAUUAUGUGGAGUGACAUGGGGCAUUGGCGAAGGUUUUGGGAUUAUGGCAUUGGGCACACUUUUGGGCGAAAUCAUCAACUAUUUCGUAUUUAAAUUUUGUUGCACCUCUCGUGCAAAGAAAUUGCAGCAGAAAACCAUUAUGUAUGCCUGCUUUGCGAAAGUAAUCCAGGAUGGUGGAUUUAAGGUCGUGCUUGCGGCUCGAUAUUCGAUCAUCCCAGCUCAUUUAACAACCACCAUCUUCGCAGCUUCUGGGAUGAAGUUUUACAUCUUUCUUGCUGCUGCUGUCCUUUCACUGCCGAAACAACUCGUCACUGUAUACAUUGGCGUCCUCAUGGCUGACUCAGUCGAUGGCACCGACAAGAAGGACAGGAUCGCGUCUAUCUUGGUGUCCGUAGUUAGUUUCAUCGUCACCUCGAUUGCGUUGAGGAUAAUUAGGCAAGAGACAAACAAGAUCAAGCCUCAGGUCAUAUAUGAACGCAGAAAAGCUCGCCAAGCAGCGAACUUGAAAAUGCUUCAAACUGACAGCGACGAAAACGUAUGA